Messenger RNA from Megalops cyprinoides (Indo-Pacific tarpon), 1560 nucleotides. RefSeq lists its product as uncharacterized. Lineage: Eukaryota; Metazoa; Chordata; Actinopteri; Elopiformes; Megalopidae. The coding region runs from base 409 to 978 and encodes 189 amino acids. The transcript has 2 exons. The record is from RefSeq and is a predicted model, not a curated record. Gene Ontology annotation, molecular function: MAP kinase tyrosine/serine/threonine phosphatase activity. Gene Ontology annotation, biological process: protein dephosphorylation.
UUGGCAGCUAAGAGGGCGGCUAGUUGUUGUGAUGUAUCCAGUUUGUGCAAAUCGUAACUGUAGCAAUCUCCCUAUUACAUAGUAACGUGCGACUAAAACAUUAAUUAAAUACUCUUAGCGAGAUACGUAGCUUCGCAGUCUAACGUUACAGAUUCAGAAUACUGUCGCAACGUUAACUGGUUAGACAGUAUUAGCUAAACUGCGUGCAGGCAGGUAACCAGCAAGAUAAUUGACAAGCUGCAAAUCUAGACAGCAAUUACUGGAAAACUGGACAUUUUAGAACAACACUUUGCUUGCUUUGUUAGCUAUCUAUCGGCAUGACCUAAGUGACUUGGGUGACGACUGAAUUGUUCCAAAGAAGCCAGUCAUCUGCUUUUGGUAACUCAUCGGCCGCUAGCUAGCUAACCAAUGGACAAAGUUAUUAUCAACGAUGCCAAGCGCACCUCAGUUGUCCCAAGACUCUCUGGUUUGGGGGAAAUUACGGAAUAUCUCUACCUCAGCAGUGGCAGGGCUGCCAAUGACCGCACAAAGGUCUCCGAGCUGAAAAUCACUUGCAUUGUUAACGCCACUGAUAACGUCGAGAACACUCCAGUUCCCUCGGUGGAAUAUGUCAGAGUGCCGGUAACAGAUUCCCCGUUCUCCCAGCUAAGUGAUUAUUUCGACACAGUCGCAGACAAGAUACAUUGUGUGGCGGAGCAGCAUGGACGGGUUCUAGUGCACUGCAGCGCUGGCGUGAGCCGCUCAGCCACUCUGUGCCUGGCUUACCUCAUGAAGUACCGCAAUAUGACGCUGGUGGAUGCUCACGGCUGGGUCAAAGCUCGUCGGCCAAUCGUCAGACCUAAUAACGGAUUCUGGAAGCAAUUAAUUGACUAUGAGCUCAAGCUGCACGGAAGCGGGACUGUCAGAAUGAUAACGUCCCCAGUUGGAGAGAUCCCAGAUAUAUAUGAAAAAGAAACCGCAGACCUGAUUCCAUGUUGAAAUCAUGCUGAAAUGUUUAAGAUAGCAACAUGUAAAACAUUUAACCAGUCAGUACGCUUUCUUAUGGAUCUUAGCUGGCCGCUAAAGCGUAGAGUGAUUGACCCCUUUACACAGUUCUUGUCCACACACGAAAAUUAUUCUUCUGAUAGCUUCAAAAUAUGGUCUGAUUGAUUAAAAAAUGUGUUAGAGGACAAUAAGCAUGUGUUAACACCCAGACAGCAAAACUUUCCUGAAACAAAGAUGCUAUAGAAUCUAGGUUGCUCACUCGAUUAAUUUAUUGCAGGGAUAUUUUGGAUGUUUUAUGCAAGUCACUAAUGCAUUUUAGUUUGAGUAUUUGAUUCUUAUACACUAUUGCAGCACAACUGUAAUUCUGAAAUGUCCUUACCCUUUUAUGGAGAAGUUUGAAAGUUGAUGUAUGCCGCUCAGGCACGCUGUGUAAAAGUUUAUACAAAUUGCUAAUUUGUCUUGGUUUUGCUAUUUCAUGUUUUCUUGUACACUGUGAAAGCACAUGUUUAGUAAAAUUUUUGUACUUUUUAAUUUUGUAUAGAUGAUUUUAAAAUAAAUAUUUGUGUAAUAAAUCAU